Messenger RNA from Gallus gallus (chicken), 932 nucleotides. Its product is annotated as PHD finger protein 7-like. Bases 63 to 929 code for a protein of 288 amino acids. Lineage: Eukaryota; Metazoa; Chordata; Aves; Galliformes; Phasianidae. The record is from RefSeq and is a predicted model, not a curated record. The transcript has 6 exons. Gene Ontology annotation, cellular component: nucleus.
UGCGGCCUGGCGAGGCGUGGAGAGUGCAGGGACACUCGCAGUGCUCGCUGUUAACGCACAUCAUGUCCACUAGGAAGAGGAAGGCCUCCAGCUCGGAGGAGCCAGUGUGCGUGCUGUGUGGCCGGGCAGAUGUCGACCCGAACAUCUGUGGGCACACACUUGAUGAGAAGGGGAUUCGUGUCCAUCAGUAUUGCUUGGAGUUUGCCAUCACAUUUACUGAAGCAAGCCUAAUACGGUUGGCAACUGAGGGCCUCCCUCUUGGUGCCAUCAGACGCGCAGCCAAACACGCAACCAAGCAGCAAUGCUUUGUCUGUGGCGAGAGGGGGGCUGCCAUCACAUGCUCAGAGACAGGCUGUGAACGAAGCUUCCAUCUGCCCUGUGCCAUGGAUGGGGAAUGUGUCACCCAGCACUUUAGGCAGCGCAGGUGCUACUGCUGGGAGCACCGCCCUCGGCAGGAAAUUCAGGAAGCUCCAGAAGAAGGCACCAUCUGCCUCAUCUGCUUGGAGCCUGUGGGGGACAGCUUGUCCUACCACACCAUGGCGUGCCCAACGUGCCAACAUGCCUGGUUCCACCGGGGCUGCAUCCAGCAACAGGCCUUGAAUGCUGGCGCUUUCUGCUUCUACUGCCCCGGCUGUCGAGACAAAGAUCAGUUCUUUCAAGAAAUGGCCACCAUGGGGAUACAAAUCCCUCACAGGUUGGUGUCCUUCUGCUCAGUUCUGCUGACAUUAAGGCUGUCAUGCUGGGCCUGCCCAGGGACUGUCUCAGCAGGCCUAGCCCUUGGCUGUCUCGUGAACAUGUGCCCCAGCUUCAUGGAGAAGCUGGAAGUAGAGUUGGGGUGGAUGUGUUGGGAUAACCUUGCAUCUUAUGCUGGGCACACUGGGGGCUCAUCACUCGCCCUCUCUUCACUUGCAGAAGACCAAAUUGGAUAGAUG